Molecule: messenger RNA, 294 nt
Organism: Funneliformis mosseae
Lineage: Eukaryota; Fungi; Glomeromycota; Glomeromycetes; Glomerales; Glomeraceae
Source: the annotation of a GenBank genome assembly
AUGAAUAAUAAUACAUUUGAAGAGACCACCAAGACCUUCAUAUCGCAGAACCUUUUUAUUAGACAAACAUUAUCCUCUGGAGAGAAUACGACUACUUAUAAAAAACUGGAGGCUAGACCAACGGAAUUUGAAUCACAACCACCUUUAUUUGGAAUUGUAAAAUCUGAAAGUUCUUCAAUAAACGAUAUCCAAUUUCUGACUGGAUAUGGCAAUCAAUAUAAGGAACCAAUGUUUCACCACCGUGAUGAUAGGAAUUAUAUAUCUAACCAGGAAGAUGUAGGGCAUACUGAAAGG